AGGAGCAACAUUACUCUGCACAGACCCAGCCAGAACAGACGGCCAGCAGUGAUCAGAGCACCUACAGGCUUGCAGAUGUGGAAGGAGCGCUGUGCAAGUUGUAGUCCUGGUUCAGCGCAGUGUGUAUGGCCCGUGAGCUGUCUGUCAUCCUGCGUGUUGUCAUCAAUCGCCUUAAAUGACUGUAGCUGUCUUCCAAAAUUAUCCAAAGGACUUCUGCAUCCUGCGUCCCAUGAGUAUCUGGCCCAGUGAUUCAACCCCAAACAGGAGCUAGAGGAAGCAGUAGAAAAGAGGGCCAUGGCGGUAAGCCUGGGCCAGGAUGUCAGCUGUCUCCUGCCUUUCUUGUUCUUGCUACUGAUGAUCACAGUGUCACCCUCUCAGGGUCAAGGAUGUCCCCAGCGUUGUGAGUGCAUUGCAAAACUCAAGACUGUGUCCUGUUAUGGUAAACGCCUGUCUGCACUGCCAGAUGGCAUCCCUCUGGACACCAAGAUCCUGGACCUAAGUGGGAAUAAACUUCGCUGGGUAGAGCAUGGUGAUCUGCUUCCGUAUCAGCGUCUUGAAAAGCUGGACCUGAGUGAGAACAUGAUCAGUGUCCUGGAACCAAAUGCUUUUUCUAGUCUCCAGAACCUGCAGUCGCUUUCACUGAGGGGUAACCAAUUGAAACUGGUCCCCAUGGGGGCUUUCUCACGUCUCUCCAACCUAACUUCAUUGGACCUCAGUGGAAAUAAGAUUGUAAUUCUUUUGGACUUUACUUUCCAAGACCUGAAAAGUCUAAAAAACCUGGAAGUUGGAGACAAUGAUUUAGUUUAUAUUUCCAACAAGGCCUUUCUGGGUCUAGUGGGGUUGAGGGAACUGACCAUUGAGAGGUGCAACCUGACUUCAGUGUCCAGUCAGUCUUUGUCUUACCUACAUAAUCUGGUGACUCUUCGGCUCCGCUACCUCAGUAUCUCCAGCUUAGAGGACCAGAACUUCCGUAAGCUUGGAAACCUGAGGGGCCUCGAGAUUGAUCACUGGCCCUUUUUGGAGUACAUUUCCCCUCACAGCCUGCAGGGUCUUAACUUAUCUUGGCUGUCAAUUACGCACACCAACAUCACCUCUGUGCCCACCUCUGCCCUACGCACUCUGGCUUACCUCACCAGCCUCAACCUCUCCUACAACCCGAUCUCUGUGUUGGAGUCCUGGGCCCUGCGGGACCUUGUUAGGCUGAAGGAGCUGCAUCUGGUCAACACAAACCUGGCAGUAGUGCAGCCAUAUGCGCUGGGCGGUCUAAGGCAAAUCCGCCUCCUUAACCUCUCUACUAACAGCCUGGUGACCCUGGAAGAGGGAGCCUUUCAGUCUGUCAACACUCUGGAGACACUGCGUUUAGAUGCAAACCCUCUGGCCUGCGACUGCCGCUUGCUAUGGAUUCUUCAGCGCAGGAAGACCCUCAAUUUUAACGGUGCUUCCCCAGUGUGUAUGACGCCCGUCGAGGUGCAGGGACGGGCUCUUAACGCUUUCUCUGACUCGGCCCUCUUUGAUCACUUUACUUGCCAGAAGCCCAAAAUUCGCAACAGGAAACUGCAGCAGAUAUCUGCCCGCGAGGGGCAGGUUGUGUCAUUCAUUUGCAAAGCAGAAGGUGAGCCCACACCAGUGGUAUUCUGGAUCUCUCCUCAGCGCCGCCGCAUCACCACAAAGAGCAGCGGCCGCCUAACUGUGUUACCAGAAGGCACAUUAGAAAUACGGUACGCCCAGGUAACAGACAGUGGAACCUACAUCUGCAUAGCCAGCAAUGCUGGUGGAAAUGACACCUAUUUUGCCACACUUACAGUUAGCGGCCUGCCACUAGAUGCAGCCCUUAUGGCCAAUCGCACUUACUAUGCUGGGGACCUCAAUGAUACAAAUUUGAAUGACACCAGAGUUUUCUUAAAGUUUACUCUGGACCUCAAGACCAUCCUCAUAUCCACAGCUAUGGGCUGUAUCAUGUUCCUGGGGGUAGUUCUCUUCUGUUUCAUUCUGCUUUUUGUGUGGAGUCGAGGGAGAGGGCAGCACAAGAACAAUUUCUCAGUGGAAUAUUCCUUCCGAAAGGUGGAUGGACCCGCCGCCAGUGGAGGACAGGGCGGGGCACGCAAGUUUAACAUGAAAAUGAUUUGAUUAUUCGGAUCUGUUUCUCUCAUUAGUAUUCUUUCCCUGAUACUGUUUACGAGCAGUCUCUAUAUAAAGGACACAACUGUAUAUAUGACAAAAAGGAAAUCUGUAUGGAUUUGAUAUAUUUCUAUUGCUUUGUUGUGUGUUUGCAUUAUUGUGCAGAAAAGUAAAGCUAAAUUAUAGUUAAAGACGUCUCAAAAUGUUGAAUAGACUGUUAAAAAACAAAGCGACAGAAGCACUCAGAGUCCCACCAGUCUUUAACCUCGACAAAGCUCUUGCCAAUUCCACCCUUCUUCCCUACAAGGAACUCUGUCCUCUUCAUCUUUAAAGGACUUCACCUCUCUGCUCCAUCUGAGGUGAUUCAAGCUCUCUGUCUCCAAAGUCAUGAAUACAUUAUAACAGGGUGGUGCUCAAUGAAUGCCAAGGACUUGCCAAUAUGUAUUUGAAUAGUACCAGCUAUAUACUGCAUAUUUAGACUCAUUUACAGUCAGGACCUUAGAGCACUAUUGUGACAUUAAUAUAGAGGCUCUGCUUUUUUUCUGAUGGUAGGUUUGUACAGAAUACAUUUGACACCAAGAGACUACUUUCCGCAACACUGCCAAUUUGACCGUAAAGCACCAUGUAAUGUCAAUGCAACUCUGUGAUAUCUCAUUGGAUAAAACUAAAAGUUGGUGAAAGCUGUUUUUAAACUAAAAUGGGACUCUACAGGUUAAGCUACAAUUAAAGGACCCAAUGAACAUUUGUGUGGUGACAAAUCAGUACAUGCAAAUGCACACUUGCUAGUUAGGUUUUCCGUUGUUGUCUUCUCAGUACACACUAUACAAAACUCUUACCCUCUUGAUCUGAAAAAAGACUAAGGACGCAUGUACAGAGUUGGCUUCUUACUUUGAAUUUGUAUUAUUUGUAAAUGGACCAUUUGUUAGGGAGCAUUCAUCCCAAAGUUGAAUAGAUCAUACUGUAUAGGUAGGAUAUAUACUGUAUAAGAUGUAUUAUAUAUUUUGUAAUCAUUGAAGUCCUUGUGGUUGUUUAUGGUACUGUUGAGUGAUCGAUACGAUUUUUCUGUUCCACUGCAAUUCUACCGUUUCCAAAUCAGUGAUAUCCAGUCUGGAGCUUUUACAGUCUCACCUUAUCACGUCAUCAGAUAGAUAUUACACUGAGACUUGCCUGCUCCCUCCCUGAGCUCACACAACAAAUCAUGAAAGGCGUUUACAUCAGAUUUCAGUUCACCUGCCUAUUUUUGGCUGUAAGUGACAGUGGGGAGGCUUGGCUGACCAGCGGGGGAAGGCGUUAAGUAGGUUUUCAUCAGGACCUCGAUGUGGUUGAGACACGCAGGGAAAAAUGCUAAUGUGAUAAAGACCUCGCAGACUGGAACAAAAGUCACAAUGAAACUGAGCCAGAGAUGAGAAGGAGUUGAGGUAUUCUUGGAGGACACUAUAAUCCAACGUUCUGGGUGCUAACUUUUCACAAUAUAUAUAACAUUAAGUAGAAGUGGUUAUGAAGGUAAUUUCAGUAUGAUUCAUUCAGAUGAUUCAUUCAUGAUAAAGGCUGUUUCUGUACUCCCGCAUGCAAAAAGCAGUCGUAGCACUCAGUUUUGGGCCUUCUACAUAUGGUAGUUUCAAUUCUAUAUAAAAAACAGAAACUGGGAGCAUUAAGUACAGAUUCCAAUAUAACGUUUGACAUCAUUUGGAGAGAGAUAGAAACCAUGUAAACUGUUUACAGUAUUCUAACCUCACGGUUUGUCUCUUGAUCUGUGGGUUUAGCCUUGAGAACCAAUGUCACCAGUUCAGGAAUCAGUCAUUCCUGUCAGCUGUAGCUUCAACUGCUGCAGUUCUAACAGCGUUACUCCGCUGCCCUCUGUUGGCUGUACAUGGUACUGAAUUUUCCACUAUUUCUUGAGUAAAAUAGGAUUUGACCUCCCCAAACUUCAGACUUAAUAGUAAGCCAUUUAUUCCAUUGUGAAGUUGAUGGAGUGCUGACAUGGAUCCAGUAGCAGUGGAAAUGAAAAUUAAUUUUGUGUUACAACUUCUUCUGCAGGUUAAAACAAACAGCAAGAAUUGCAGGCAGAAUAAAAAGUCCCAUUUUACUUCAUUUAGCGUUUGUGUUCAUCCACACAUACACUACACAACACAUUUUACAGACUAAUUAUUUACAAUUAUUAUUACUUAACUGUGAAUAUGUUACUGGACUGAUUUGACACCUGCUAAGCUUCAUCUCUGCAUUUCAGAAAUGUAAACAAUUGAUGGUAUUUUUCACUGUCCUUUACUGAAUUCAUCCUGUAAAUAUGGAAACCAUUGUGUCUGGAAAUUGUGCUAGACUGUUUUGUAUUGUAUUGUUUUAUAAAAAAGGAAGCACACUAUUUAUAAAGCAUGUUCUAUUAUCUGCUAUGAUGAUGUCUUGUCCCCUGUCCCAUUUUUUUAUAGCAGUCAUCCAGUCACUCAACCAUUAUGGUGGCAGUCUGAGAAGUUGAUUGAGACUCUCCAAUAAACCCGUGACCCCGCCACUGUGAAAUUUUGUGUUGCAAUUUUUUUUUAUGUGUUUUCGGGGGGGAGUUGUCAUAUUUAGAUUUUCUUAAAUGACUUAAAUCAGAUGGAUGGAUGUCCUGUGUACACUACACCUAAAGAUAUACUGCUUAGAACAAAAUGUACUUGUCACAA
This is a messenger RNA of Micropterus dolomieu (smallmouth bass), 4775 nucleotides long. It is a transcript of the gene lingo3a, whose product is annotated as leucine rich repeat and Ig domain containing 3a. NCBI's taxonomy places the organism in Eukaryota, Metazoa, Chordata, Actinopteri, Centrarchiformes, Centrarchidae. The record is from RefSeq and is a predicted model, not a curated record. The transcript has 3 exons. Gene Ontology annotation, molecular function: protein binding. Bases 295 to 2127 code for a protein of 610 amino acids. Gene Ontology annotation, cellular component: extracellular region.